Molecule: messenger RNA, 435 nt
Organism: Guillardia theta CCMP2712
Lineage: Eukaryota; Cryptophyceae; Pyrenomonadales; Geminigeraceae
Exons: 2
Source: RefSeq, a predicted model, not a curated record
AUGCCCCUCCCACGCGGUUCCGCAGACUUUCUUCUGCUCUUCAUUCAAUCCGUUCAAUGCCUUCACGUCGCUCAGGGGUGGCAGCGACACCCUGCUCCUCCUCUGGUGCACAGGAGCCUAUCCUCCUGCAUGACCCCCUUUCCUUCCCUCGCACUCAGAGGAGGGCAAUGGAUGCGAGGCAAGGACGAGGGGCUAGGGACGGGGAAGAACGAAACCAAGGUCAAGGAGGCUGUAGUGCAGCUGACGACGCGGCUGUUCAGCCCCAAGGGCUCGAGCAAGGAGGACUUCUACCAGAUCCUUGGAGUGAGCAGGGGAGCGACGGCAAAGGAGAUCAGAGUAGGAUACUACAAGGUCGCCAAGGAAUGUCACCCCGACAAGAACAAGGAGGAUCCGCAGGCAGAGGCGAAGUUCAAGCUCAUCUCUGAAGCCUACGAG